AACAACAUUGAACAGCAGCGGCAGCAGCGUGACCUCAUCAGCCACCACCCCUUCAUCUAGAACACUAUGACACUUACCCAUGCUGCAAGUAAACAUACAACGUAAAUGCCAAAAGCAAGUACAGCCAUGGCUCGUGUAUUCCUUCUGAAUAUGGAGUUCCCCAUCCUUGGUGUACUUCUUCCAUCGCUUGCGUCUGUGUACUGUACAUAUGCACGACAGAGGACCCAUCUGCCAUCUUGCAUCCAUCUCCACCAAUCCACACCCACAGACCCAUAAGAUGCCCCCACUACACAAAACAGGUAUUCUUAGCUCUCAACUAGCCACAAGCACGUGGUCUAGCCUUCUCCGCCAUCAAUUAAUUCCCUCUCUCACUCGUGCUUUGCAAUACGCAAACUAGAAAUGUAAAACACUGGCGACAACGCCCAUGUGUCUUCGCCGCGCGCCUCCCCCUAACUAACUGAGACCUACCCUAACUAAGUCCUCUUCCCCACUGUAAAUCCGGAUAAGAGGAUGCAGAAGAUUGGAAAUCGGUAUUCGCGUGCGUGUUGUUAGAGCAUGGAAAUCCGUAAGCUUGAGCCGGGCCAAUGGUAAACCGUUGCGCUUGUAUCCCUUGUUUACGUGCAUCUUUUGGUGUUGCAAUGUGGGAUGUUGAGCGUAAUGAGCAUCCGAGUCGGAGUUCAGAGACAUCUGUCUGGAUGUUGAAGCACACAAGAUCAAGUUCCGUCUCGAGCCUUCGUCGGACUCUACACUCUAACAUUUAUAAUGUAUUAUUGUCCGCAACCUACUUUCUAGCCUUCAAAUGUUCAAAUGCUGCUUCCGCGUGUCUAUAGUCACGUGCUGUCGCGUGGACGUGCCUCGCGCUUGCCGUUGAUUUUCCCCGCCUCGGCACGUCGUCUACAAUCCCAACAUUUGAACUCAAGCAACGGCUUUUGACUACAACAACAUUUGACCCAACCUGUGUUUACGCCUUGCUUUCCCUUGUUACCAGUAUCGACACGGAAGAGAUCCUCGAUUCCCACCCCAUUCCUCUCUUCGUGCAUUUCAGUCCACCACUGUGACAACACGACAUGAGCAAUCAACACGACAUGAGCGAUGAACAGGACAUGAGCGAUGAGCACUACAUGAGCGAUGAACACGAGAGGGACUAUGAGCACGACAGGAGCGAUCAGCACGCCGAGUCGUCCAGGUCUCGGGAUUAUAACGACACCCAUCGUGCCCUAACGCAGGUUUUCUGGGCGAAUUCUGUCAUGACCUUUGACGAGCUGAAACCCGUUAUCGCGGGUAUAAUGACGGCGUACGAUCCUGAACGCGAGACGCUUGCCAACGAUAUAACCCUGCAAACUGUGACCUCGAUGAUACAAGCAAUAAACGCAAGAAUCGGCAUGUUUGACUUUGAGAUACGAUCCAUGCGUGAUCAAGUCGAUCGUGAGCUGACAUACGCCCUGAUAAACCUGACAUCGGACUUUGUAUCGCGGAAGGCGACGUCCUUCAAACCGGACGAAAUCGCUUAUGUCUUGCGUUUAUUCGAUUUCAUGUUUGUGACAAACAAUACCAUGAUGCGAGAAGUUAUGGCAAUCAAGGGGUUGCAGGCCGCACAGCUGGCAACGGCACCGGAGCAGGAACAGGAAAGUCAGAGCUCUGGGGAGACUCAGGAAGCUGAAGAGACUCAGGAUGAUGAAGAGACUCAGGAUGACGAAGAGACUCAGGAUGACGAAGAGACUCAGGAUGAUGAAGAGACUCAGGAUGAUGAAGAAGUUCAGGAUGCUGGAGAGGGUCCGGCUACAGGAAAGAGGAAGGCUACAGGAAAGAGAAAGAGCAAGGGAAAGAGCAAGGCUGCAAGAAAGAGAAAGAGAAAGGCUGCAAGAAAGAGCAAGGCUGCUGGAAAGAGGAAGGCCGCUGAACCGAGCGAGGUCGCUGAGUCGAGCAAGGCUGCAGGAAAGAGGAAAGCCGUUGAACCGAGCGAGGCCGCUGAAUCGAGCAAGGCCGCCGGAAAGAGGAAGGCUGACGAGGACUUCGGAGAGAGCGAGACAUCUGGGGAUGAAGGUUCUGAUGAAGAUUCUGAUGAAGAUUCUGAUGAAGGUUCUGAUGAAGGUUCUGAGGAGGGGCGCAAAGACACUCCGGGAGUGAUCAAAAGCCUAAACCCCCUAAAGGCUGAAGAGGUACUGGGAAAGUUGGUGAGACAAGGCUUCUUCCAAAGGUCACAGACAGGAUACUAUUCUCUGGCGCCACGUGCGCUUAUGGAACUUCGUUCGUUUCUCAAACAGAGAUACAAUUAUGCCGAGGAGGAAACCGAGAAUGGCGAGCCAGUGAUCAGGAUAAAAGACUGUGAAGGCUGUAGGGAGAUCAUCACGACGGGGCUGAGGUGUGACAACAAAGAAUGCGGCGUAAGGUGGCACGCGUACUGCGCCAUACAAUAUUUCCAAAAUCAACCGGGAACUAGAAGCCAGUGUCCUAGAUGCAAGGCCGACUGGGAAGGCGAGACCCACGUCGGUGAACUGGCUGAUCAGGUGCUUGGGAAGAGACGGACACUCGAGGCAGCACGAAGUUUGAUGUCGGGGGUUGAGGAUCUCGAGUUGGGGGAUGAGGAUGACGAGUGA
Periconia digitata is the source of this 2597-nucleotide messenger RNA. The record is from the annotation of a GenBank genome assembly. Lineage: Eukaryota; Fungi; Ascomycota; Dothideomycetes; Pleosporales; Periconiaceae.